Raphanus sativus (radish) is the source of this 1287-nucleotide messenger RNA. RefSeq lists its product as uncharacterized. The coding region runs from base 1 to 1287 and encodes 428 amino acids. Gene Ontology annotation, molecular function: nucleic acid binding. Lineage: Eukaryota; Viridiplantae; Streptophyta; Magnoliopsida; Brassicales; Brassicaceae. Gene Ontology annotation, biological process: DNA integration. The record is from RefSeq and is a predicted model, not a curated record. The transcript has 3 exons.
AUGGCCUCCCUGAGUAGGUUCAUCUCUAGACUAUCCAACAAGUCGCACGCCUUCUUCGAAACCUUGAAGGACCCCAAGGACUUCCAAUGGACCGAUAAGUGUGAGCAAGCUCUAUCCGAUCUCAAGGCCUAUCUCACUACUCCACCUCUCCUCUCAAAGCCCUUAGAAGGGGAAGUCCUAUUGCUCUAUCUGGCAAUAUCAGAGCAUGCAGUCAGCGCGGUCCUGGUUAGGGAAGAAGGAAGGAAACACCAUCAUAUCUACUACAUGAGCAAAUCAUUGCUAGAUGCGGAGACCCGCUAUAGUCACCUUGAGAAGCUGGCCCUCGCCUUAGUUUACGCGGCUCCAAAUCUACGCCCCUACUUCCAGGCUCAUCAAAUCUUGGUGGUCACCUCCUUCCCCAUCAAAGCAGUCCUUCACAAGCCGGAAGUUUCUGGACGACUAGCAAAAUGGGCCAUAGAGCUGGGAGCGUACGAUGUGAUCUUCCGACCUGCAACGGCUAUCAUAUCGCAAGUCCUGGCAGAUUUCGUAGCCGAAUUCUCUCCUGCCAUGCUUCCAGCCCUGGAACAAGAGGUAAAUCUUCGUGAUAGAGAAGGGGAGAAAGGCGAAUGGACAUUGUACGUUGAUGGGUCUAGUAACAUCCCUAAGGAGCACAAUUCCCAAGCCGACGCUCUAGCUAAUCUAGGGUCCGCCCUAGAAACCACGAGUCAUAUGAGCAUCCCACUGCUAGUACUUCAAUGGCCCGCGACGGAGAAGGAGGUGGAGCCUGAGGAAGUAUCUGUAGUAGAUGAAGGAGAGACCUGGAUGACUCCCAUAAUUAGCUACCUGAGGUACGAGACCUUGCCUGCAGAUCAAGACGAAAGUCGGAAGAUAAGGAGGCAAGCCGCCAGGUUCUUUUCCGAAGGGAAACUAUACCGAAGAUCCUUUUCGGGACCUUAUCUGCGAUGUCUUACCCCUAGAGAAGCCGCCAGGAUACUCAGUGGUCGAAGCUUGAAGCACGCGCCAGUCUCCAAUCUUCCACCGGAGAACCUCAAAUCUCCAAGCUCUCCUUGGCUCUUCCGAAAGUGGGGCAUGGACAUCAUGGGGAAAUUUCCCAUGGCACCGGGGCAAAAGAUCUUCCUCCUAGUCGUGACCGAUUACUUCACAAAGUGGGUGAAAGCUGAAGCACUAGCCAAGAUAACGGAUCUCCAGAUCAGGAAAUUCCUAUGGACCAACGUGAUCACACGCAUCGGAACCCCUCAUGAGAUCGUCACAGACAACGGACCCCAGUUCACGAGCUACAACUUCUGA